AUGACAGUUGACGCAUCAUGGAAAGUAGCGAAUAGAGGACGUACAAUUGGCUCAUUACUAACUGUUGCUGGUGAUGGUAAUGGCAUGCUUGAUAAUACAUGAUCCAAAAAAUUAAGAAAAGUAGAUCAAGUACUUUGGAAGGAUAGAAGAAGGGAUGGAAAGCAGGUGGAAUUGGUAAAAGAAAAUGUGUUACUGGAAGAGGAGCAGGAGGAGCAGAAGGAAGGAGCAGCAUCAGCAUGGAUGUGUAAUGAAAUUUUGGCGUCGUUUUAUAAAACAGCAAUAGAAGCAGCAAUAGCAAAGGUUACAACAGCAUCACAGCGAUAUUACGAUAACGCUGUAACUUGA
Molecule: messenger RNA, 345 nt
Organism: Acanthocheilonema viteae
Lineage: Eukaryota; Metazoa; Nematoda; Chromadorea; Rhabditida; Onchocercidae
Source: the annotation of a GenBank genome assembly